This is a messenger RNA of Siniperca chuatsi (mandarin fish), 6353 nucleotides long. RefSeq names its product collagen alpha-1(XXV) chain. The transcript has 38 exons. NCBI's taxonomy places the organism in Eukaryota, Metazoa, Chordata, Actinopteri, Centrarchiformes, Sinipercidae. Bases 402 to 2474 code for a protein of 690 amino acids. The record is from RefSeq and is a predicted model, not a curated record.
GCGUGUUGCUGCCGUAAUAAGGGGGAGCACGCCUGCACCGUGGAAAAGCUCCGAGUGGUAAUGCUGUCUCCACUACAUGCGCGCUGCCUUCUCAUUCCCCACUCUCUCUUUCCACUUUAUUGUGCGUAAUAGCAAUUUCCUCUGCAGUAGACUACUGUGCAAGGCUCGGUGCAACAAGUUUGCAGGAGCCACAACACGCCGUCAGACAGGUUGACUUGCUUUGGCUGGAGCGGAGUGGGGCUCCACUCAUCUAUCUGUCGCUGUCACCACAAAGUCACCGUACGUGAACGCCGCGUCGCGCGCGCACACACACACACACACACACACACACACACAGCCAUAAAUUCGUGACUCCGCGCCAGAUGCAGUUUGCUCCCAACAGCGCGUGUAGUUGUAGUUAAAUGGAGAUCGCGGAGGCAAGAGGAGCAUCUAAGUGCGUGGAGAAAAUGGAGAAAGAAGUGGCGCCUCAGAAGCGACAAUAUUGGCGCACAACAGUGCUGAACAUAAUCUCGUCUUUAUGUUCAGUGGCGUCCAUCGCCUUCUGCAUUCUUCUGAGCAUUAACACAGCUGAUAUUAAGAACCGGGUUGUGGAUUUGGAGAGUGGGAACGGCGAGCACACCUUUAUCCGUGCCCCUGGCUACUCCAUGGGUGAUUUUAAUUCAUUAAUUGAACAAAGAGUGGAUGAGCUGCUGUCUCAGCGCUCCUAUGAAAAUUUUGUCAAGAUUCGUACUGCAAGACAAGCAUCACCUGAAUGCAACUGCCCUCCAGGACCUCCGGGAAAGCGAGGAAGAAGAGGCCGCAAUGGAGAACCUGGACCUCCUGGCCCUCCAGGUCCAAAGGGUGAAAAGGGGGAUCAAGGCGACCAGGGACCACGGAUGGUCUUCCCUAAGAUCAAUCAUGGCUUUCUUUCCGCUGACCAGCAGCUCAUAAAGCGGCGGCUCAUUAAGGGAGAUCAAGGGCAAGCAGGACCACCUGGGCCUCCGGGGCCACCGGGCCCUCCUGGGCCAAGGGGGCCUCCAGGGGACACAGGGAAAGAUGGGCCCAGAGGUGUACCUGGUUUACCAGGUGAUCCAGGGCAGCCUGGAGAAACAGGACCCAUGGGUCCUGAGGGGCCAGAGGGGCCGAAGGGUUCAUUCGGGCUUCCUGGCAUCCCAGGUGUUGAUGGACUGAAGGGGGAUGUUGGCAUCCCAGGAUUGGACGGUAUCCCAGGAGCCAAGGGUGAAAUGGGAGAACAAGGUGAAAAGGGUGAUAUGGGUGAAGACGGACCGAAAGGUGAUAUGGGAGAGAAGGGAGAUGCAGGCUCCUCUGCAGCAGGCAUCAAGGGUGAACCUGGAGAGCCUGGACGAAGUGGACAUAAGGGAGAGCCAGGACUUCCAGGGCUGCCUGGACUCCCAGGGAUAAAGGGUGAGCCUGGAUUCCUCGGUCCCCAGGGAGAGCCAGGGCUUCCAGGACUCCCAGGAACUAAGGGUGAGAGAGGCGACCAUGGGCCACCAGGAAAGGGUGAAAGAGGAGAGAUUGGACCCGCUGGACCAAAGGGUUCACAAGGAGAGGCUGGCACACCUGGUCCUAAAGGGUCAAAGGGGGAGUUUGGAGAUAAAGGAGACUUGGGAUCUAUUGGCCCGAGGGGGCCCCCUGGGCAGAAAGGAGACCAAGGAGCCACUGAAAUCAUCGACUACAAUGGAAACAUUCAGGAGGCUCUACAGAAGAUUACCACUAUUACAGUGACGGGUCCUCCUGGACCUCCUGGGCCAACAGGACCGCAGGGCAUAAAGGGGGAUCGUGGCAUGCCUGGUCUCCCUGGACUUGAUGGUGAAAGAGGCUACAAAGGUUCCAAAGGAGACAUGGGAAUGCCCGGAGCUUCAGGGGAAAAAGGGGCAACUGGUUUACCCGGCCUACCUGGUGUCAAUGGGGUAAAAGGGGACAAGGGAGAUUCAGGCCUACCUGGUCCUCAAGGUCCUUCAAUCAGCGGUGCUCCAGGGCCACCAGGGCCCCAUGGACCCCCAGGACCCAUGGGCCCCCAUGGUUUCCCUGGACCAAAGGGGGAACCUGGUUUGCAUGGUGUGAAGGGAAUGCGAGGGGAAGCAGGACACAAAGGGGACCGUGGACCACUGGGUCUCCCCGGAGCCUCCGGCUUGGACGGCAAGCCCGGAAUUAGGGGCACGGAUGGGCCUUCAGGUCCAGCUGGUCCAGCUGGGCCAAAGGGUGACAUAGGUGAGAAAGGAGCACAAGGCGAGCCAGGACCAAGGGGACCUUAUGGACUGCCUGGAGCUGCUGGAACACCAGGCUUGGAUGGGUUGCCAGGCUUAAGGGGAGAAAAAGGCGACGUUGGGGAAAGAGGAGAAAAGGGGGAGAAGGGAAAGAAGGGCAAAAAAGGGCCUAAGGGCGAGAAAGGAGAACAGGGUGCCCCUGGAUUAGAUGCACCCUGCCCAUUGGGCCCAGAUGGAUUACCAAUGCCUGGGUGCUGGCAGAAGUGAUCACUCUAACCUGAAACGCAUGGAGUUUGUAAAUAAUGCUUCUUUUAUGGUAUUUAUAGUUUUUUUAAUGGAAAAAAAAAAGUCUAAAAGAAAAGAAGUCUAUGUGUACAAUGAUACAAAAAGAGAUAACUGCCCCGAGUUUCACACCCUAAGCUGCUUCUACUCACAUCACCGUGUGGGGAAAAAAAAAAACGUGUGUCCGCUCUCUCACAUCCACAUCGUGGUGGAGUUCAGAUCCUUGGCUGGCAGCAGAACUUGUCUACUAGUCUUUGCAUGGCUCAGACUGGAGCAUCGCAGCCCGGCCAGAUUCACAGGGGUGAAAGGAGACGUGGAAGGAGGAGGAGGAAGGGGAUCUGGACUGGCUCUCUAACACCAAACGCUAGGUGUUUUGUGUUGUUUCGUCUCAACAAGCUCACCACCCAUUCAUGCAGCACCAUUUUCUAAAAGACUAAAAAAAAGAAAAAAAAAGAACAAAGACUGUGCCAAACAGAACAUUGCACCCCCUGACCCUGCAAAAGCAUGAGUAGUAUACUGAAACUAUAUGUAUAUGUAUUGUACAUACAUGUCACUGUUUUGUGGUUGCGUCAUGGCUUCUGCAGAAAAGAAAAACAACACUAACAUAAAAAAAAACAAGCCCUAGAGCUCUGAAUUAGUAAUUUCUGCUCUCCUUUAAUCUUCCCAAGGGAGUCACGCCAUGGCUGGUAGCCUGAAAAUCCCCAGAAAAUAAAGCUGUUGGUUAUUGUUGCUUUAUUUUGGUGAUGCCUGCAGAGGGUAUGAUAUCAGCAGGUUUUCACUGUUGCACUCACAUAGCUCAGCAUCAUCGCCAGUGUGGCGCCUCCCAACAGCCACACGUCUCCGGACAAGAGGGGAGAACUUAGCAGGCUCGCUGCACUGACAGGAAAACAAAUCAGGCUCACGUGGAUUUGAGACUGGACGGGCCUGCUCAGGACCCCCUCUGAGCACGGGAAUAGAUUCUGCAGGAGAGUCGCUAAGAGUCUCAUCGAUCUCCAUAGAGAUCAGCUGGAGCAGCUGCCUCUCCUGACAGGCAAUGCUUCAAGGUCUUCUGAGAGCGUUAACAGAAUGCAAUCAUGUUUUUUCUUUAUUUUUUUGUUUUGUUUUUGCUCUCAUUCUUUAACAUUGUUUGUAUUUUGUGUAUAAUAGCCUUUGGUGCCUCAAGCUUUUAUUCAUUCCUUUAUCAGAAAUGUACAACUUUAUAUCAUAUUUUGAAUUACCGGAAUGACGUUUAUUUCAGAUGGGUAAGCUUUGUUUGGUUAAAAAGGUGGUGAGAGUAUUGAAAAGACACACAUUGCGCACUGUUUUUCAUAUGAAUUAUUUUUACAGGAUGUUGAAAUAGCAUGUAAGUUAUAGCUUCACCUGAGCAUACAGUAAGAUUGCAUCCAUCUUGGCUGUACAGCCUCUGAUCUUACUCGUGGCUGUGAAGAAGCGCAAAACACAUCCGGCAUUGUGACAAAUACGCUACUUGUUCAUUCUGGACUUGUUGUAUGGGAUGUUAUUUGUACAGUGUUGUCAGUUCACUGCAUGUACACAAUUUAUUACUUAUGGAUUUUUUAAAUAUUGAAAAUAAGCAUUGAUUUGAGCAAGUGCAUCAGAAGCGUAAAGUUUCAUGGUUGGGGUUCUUUCAGCUCUAACAAAGCAACAAUCCGAUUGAGCUGAACAUACAGUGGCUGGUAUUUCAGAAUAAGGCAGAUUAUGUUGAACAGAACAAUCUCAGUGGCAUUACACUGCUGUUUUACACCGUAUGUAUUGUCUUAAACAUAUGGAAAACAUAUUGCAGUGCAAGAAAGCUUAAUUUUACAGACACAUUUAAUUGGUCAACUUCCAUUAAUACACCACAGUCUAACUGGUGGCCAGUUAUGUCACAUUCCAUAUCAGAUGGAGCAAAAAAAUGGAGCAGUAGAUCAGAACUAGGUUUAUUUUUCACCAUAGUUUAUUCAUCUUUUCAUGUUUUUUAUAUUCAAAUUACCUUCUGACAUAGUAGGUGCUAUGCAAGGUGAUAAUCACAGUACUUCUUUUCUUCAACAUUAGAAAUAUGCAUGAAUGUUUUACUGUAAGGGCAGAUGUGAAAAACCAACAUUUUUGUUGUGACGUAGCAGCAACCACAGGUGGAUUCAAGAAGAUUUAUUCCCAUAUGGCUUCUGUUUGAUUGUACAGCUCAUCUCAUCGUUAUAAAGAAUGGAUGCACAUCUGUAUAGAUUAUAAUGGUGCUAUCUGAUAGUAGGUCAACAACAGCUCAGUUGAUGCGCUCUACCAGUGGCAAGAACUACACAACAGGUUUCUUUAUUGUUGUUGGGGUUUUAUGUAUGUAACAAUUUUAAGUUUUUUGUGCAUAUAUUUGUGUAUUUGUCUCAGUAUUUUAAGUGGUACAUUAUUUAUUUUUCUAUAAUUUCUUAAAUGAUAGCAUUUUGGUUCUAAACAGCAUUCCUUUCAGUUGUUUUGGCUUUUGAUGUCAGUUUCCGCUGUGUCUCUGUUGAUAUUUUGAAGAAUUUUGGAUCAUGCUAAGGCAUCACAUAACAGUUAUGCAAAUGGUACUGUGUGAAGGAAGGUGGUCAUUUACAAAUUUCAGACCAGUGUGAAUUCACUGUGCAUUUAAUUCAGCUUAUAGGCCUUACAAUGGAAUACAUCUGUUUUCAUUUAAUUUUGUGUGUCAAAAAGCUAACUAUGACAACAAAGUACUGAUGGCCUGAAUGUUGAAAGGCCCAGCUAAUGCAGCUGCGUAAAGUUAAAUAUCACAGCUUUUUCUCGCGCUUUCUCUCUCUCUCUCUUUGCAUUGAAUGUAGUUUGUAGUAGUUUAUAUGUAUAGUGGAGUAUUAAUGUACUGUUAAAAUGUGUGCUCAUUUGACAAGAAGUGCAAUUUAUACUUUGGUUAAUAUGCGUAGCAUCAAAUGCAGCGGAAAUAUCACUUAAUUGUGAUUUCUAUAGCUCCAUUUGUUCAGUCAUGCUACCCUGUAUACCACUACCUGGAAAGAAAAUGUUUAUUUAUCAGAGGACAAAGAAACAAAUCUAAACAUGGACCUUGCAUUAAAUCUCAAAUUUUGAUUGGUUUAAACAUUUCCUCAAAUACUGUCCUUUCACUCAGUAUUUCCAUUACUUAAUAUUUACUAAAUUUUUGCAAUGUGUAUUUUUUUAUUUUGUGUUUUGAUUUCCAGCCUUUGUUACAAUAUUUGUUGCUGUAUCUUUAGCAUGUGCAGCUAAUUUUUUUAAUAGAUUUUUUUGUUUGUUUGAUUGUUGUGUUUCCUUGUUAAAGUCUCAAAUUUAGUUUAUUCUGCUAUAAGCAGAAGUGCCAAAAACAUUUCAAACUUUUACUUCCAUAUCAGUAUUAGCAAAGCUGGUGAUGGGCUCCAAAAUCACUCACUGAGAGGCCACAUCUGUGUAUUUGUCAUUGUUGCAGAAAUGCUCAAGUCAAGUUUUCCUCUGAAGAAACAGUAGCAGACACCCAUGAGCCACACUUUACUCAUCAGAUCAAAAGUGCUGGAUGUGUCGGAUAAUUGACAAAGGCACAUUCAUCUGCAUUAUGCUAAGACACUGGUGUCAGAACUUGGAAAUGCUUUCACAUCUAUACCCUUCAGUGCACUGCAGCCUAACUGAAAUACAUACAUUGCCACAUACUCAAAAUAAAAUGUAGUCUUGGCACAGGAGCAAAAAUGCAAAGCAAAAUCUGUUAAAAACGUGAGUUAAAACUGCAUUUUGUGGUUGUGGUAUAUGUUCAGUUUCUGUUCUGCAUUUGUAUUAUUAAUUUUUUACCCACUUGAUUGGCAUUUCUUUACAGACCCUUGUGUUCACACACUACUACAGUAUAUUUCAAGAUGACAUUUCAUAGGACUGUACUGUUGGAGCCAAAUAAACAGUCUUUCAAAUACA